This is a messenger RNA of Cavia porcellus (domestic guinea pig), 6932 nucleotides long. RefSeq names its product dual specificity tyrosine phosphorylation regulated kinase 1A (gene Dyrk1a). The transcript has 12 exons. Lineage: Eukaryota; Metazoa; Chordata; Mammalia; Rodentia; Caviidae. Gene Ontology annotation, molecular function: protein serine/threonine/tyrosine kinase activity; transcription coactivator activity; ATP binding. The record is from RefSeq and is a predicted model, not a curated record. Gene Ontology annotation, cellular component: nucleus. Gene Ontology annotation, biological process: positive regulation of DNA-templated transcription; protein autophosphorylation; peptidyl-serine phosphorylation. The coding region runs from base 1964 to 4255 and encodes 763 amino acids.
CUAGUAGUGCCUCUCAUCUAAUGGUAGAUAUUAGUACAGUGAAUAAAUGAGAUAGUUAACAAGAGUAUAGUGGUAGAUAAUUAAGUGCAAAUUAGGGAAAGUAGAAUGGUUUUAAACUGGAUGAGAAAAUUUUAAGUGGUCUUGAAGAUAGGUAGAUGUUAGGGACGGAAGGAGCAACUUUUAGGUAGGGCUUACAUGACUCGGGAUUUGAUGCAUAAGGAGGUUAGAUGCGUUUUAUGGGGUGUCUGUUGAACUUUGGAGUUCAAGGCAGUGAGAUUUGACUGAAUGUUCUUAACACUGUAGAGGAGCUUGAUCUAGAUGGGAAGCCAUGUGUUUCAGUAAGAUAGAGGUAGCAUUUAUAUGCAGGAAGAACUUAGACAAGGGAUAAGGUGUAGCUCCCAGAGUUGCCUGUUGACAAAUAUCUGCAAAGUCUCAGUAACAGAUUUUUGAGUCCUUUGUCCAUGUUGCCUGAGUCAGGAUUUUUGGAAUGCAGUUUGGGAUCUAGUUUGGGAAUCUCCACCUUUGUUUCUGAAAUACCAUCAGGCCUGGCAGAGUGACCAUUUUUAAGUAGCUGUAGGGAAGUAAAGACCUGCAAAAGAGAGUAGAUUAGGCAUGGAGAAGAACAGAAAGUCAGAAGGUAUUUUUCCAGGUUGAUAGGAUUCAAUAAGAGCAUUCAGAGGGGAUAAAAAGGCCAGCAGUUUAUAGUGAAGUUACUUUGAGAGCGGUGCUAGUAGGAGUAGAGAAGUAAGAUUAGACUGGGUGCAUUUGAGGCACAGUAAGUCCAGGUAGUAUUGUGGCAGCGAGCCAGCACCUGGUUGGGCUGGACGAACAGUUUGGAGAGAAAAAGAGUUCAGAGAUUCCUUAUGUGGUGCAUGCCUGUCAUCCCAGCACUCGGAGAUGAGGCAGAAGGACUGCUGUGAGUUUAAGGCCCACCUGAACUGUGUAAUGAAACCCUGUUUCAAGCAAUUAAUUAAUUAAAAAGAAAAAUGAGCAGAGAGUUUUUCCACAUGUAUUUUAGAAACUAAUUGUGAGAAAGGAUUGUAGGCUACUGAUUGAACACCGUUUUCCUAAAUGUCCUUUAUCUGAUAGAGCCUGCUUAUUUAGGGACUACACGCAUGCAUUAAGGUAACUCCAGGAGACCAAGUUAGGGUGGGGAAUAUAACAGUAGACAAUGCUAAGCUGGAUCUGAAUGCGCUUGCUUCCCACCACAACUGCAGGUCACCUGACCCCCUUUUAAUUUCAGUACAGAAAGUGUGAGCAGAUUGUAGGUAGGUGGUGUCAAGUAUCAUGUGUAAGCAGGCGCAUCAGUGGAGGAGAUGUAGGAAGUCUUGAUGACUCUGUGCUUUGUUCAUACCAUGGUGCCCUAAAUCUCAGUUAGCAGAUGCAGGUUUACAGUUCAUGGACAAAAUCACUUACCUCCAAAUGCACGUUUGCUUGAAAUGCAUUUAUGUCUGCGCAGUGGAGUAGCCUGCACUUACUAAAAUGCAGUGCAAGUGUAACUCUAAUAAUAGUUUUUUGGGUUUUUUUUUGUCUUUUUUUUAUUGGUCCCAGGGAUCAAACUCACGACUGCCUGCUUGUAAGGCAGGCACUUAUGCCGCUGAGCUAAAUCUCCAGCCCUAAUAUAGUUUCUUGAAACUAAUGGAAGGAAAAAUUAAAGUUUGAAGGUUUUUUUUCAUCUUUUUUUUGUUUUGAAGUUUAAAUGUUCUGAAUGACAUGUAAUUGGGUUGAUAUGGUGGCAUGAUUUGUUUUUAAGAGAAUAUAUAGUGCGGAAAUGAAUGGGCUAUUAUGAGUGAAGACAUGAGAUUUGGUCCAAAUGAAACAAGUGCCUCUACCAAGACGAGAACUGUAGAAGUCAAAAGAUGAGGAGAUCUUUCUGAGGUGAAAUCCUGUGAUAGUUUUGCUGCUGGACUCUUCCCUCCCUCCCCCCACCCCAUCAGGAUGAUAUGAGACUUGAAAGAAGACGAUGCAUACAGGAGGAGAGACUUCAGCAUGCAAACCUUCAUCUGUUCGGCUUGCACCGUCAUUUUCAUUCCAUGCUGCUGGCCUUCAGAUGGCUGGACAGAUGCCCCAUUCACAUCAGUACAGUGACCGUCGCCAGCCAAACAUAAGUGACCAACAGGUUUCUGCCUUACCGUAUUCUGACCAGAUUCAGCAACCUCUAACUAACCAGGUGAUGCCUGAUAUUGUCAUGUUACAGAGGCGGAUGCCCCAAACCUUCCGUGAUCCAUCAACUGCUCCUCUGAGAAAACUUUCUGUUGAUUUGAUCAAAACAUAUAAGCAUAUUAAUGAGGUUUACUAUGCAAAAAAGAAGCGAAGACACCAGCAGGGCCAGGGAGACGAUUCAAGUCAUAAGAAGGAGCGGAAGGUUUACAAUGAUGGUUACGAUGACGACAACUAUGAUUAUAUUGUAAAGAACGGGGAAAAGUGGAUGGAUCGUUACGAAAUUGACUCCUUGAUAGGCAAAGGUUCCUUUGGACAGGUUGUGAAAGCAUAUGAUCGGGUGGAGCAAGAAUGGGUUGCCAUUAAAAUCAUAAAAAAUAAGAAGGCGUUUCUGAAUCAAGCCCAGAUAGAAGUGCGACUUCUUGAGCUCAUGAACAAACAUGACACGGAAAUGAAAUACUACAUAGUGCAUUUGAAACGCCACUUUAUGUUUCGAAACCAUCUCUGUUUGGUGUUUGAAAUGCUGUCCUACAACCUCUAUGACCUGUUGAGGAACACCAAUUUCCGGGGGGUCUCUUUGAACCUGACAAGGAAGUUCGCGCAGCAGAUGUGCACUGCACUGCUUUUCCUGGCGACUCCAGAGUUGAGUAUUAUUCACUGUGACCUGAAACCUGAGAACAUCCUCCUCUGCAACCCCAAACGAAGCGCCAUCAAGAUCGUUGACUUCGGCAGUUCUUGUCAGCUGGGGCAGAGGAUAUACCAGUAUAUCCAGAGUCGCUUUUAUCGGUCUCCAGAGGUGCUAUUGGGAAUGCCUUAUGAUCUUGCUAUCGACAUGUGGUCCCUUGGGUGUAUUUUGGUUGAAAUGCACACUGGAGAACCUCUGUUUAGUGGUGCCAAUGAGGUAGAUCAGAUGAAUAAAAUAGUGGAAGUUCUGGGUAUUCCACCUGCUCAUAUUCUUGACCAAGCACCAAAAGCAAGAAAGUUCUUUGAGAAGCUGCCAGAUGGCACUUGGAACUUAAAGAAGACCAAAGAUGGAAAACGGGAGUACAAACCACCAGGAAGCCGUAAACUUCAUAAUAUUCUUGGAGUAGAAACAGGAGGGCCUGGUGGCCGGCGUGCUGGGGAGUCGGGUCACACCGUAGCUGACUACUUGAAGUUCAAAGACCUCAUCUUAAGGAUGCUGGAUUAUGAUCCCAAAUCUCGAAUUCAACCUUACUAUGCCCUGCAGCACAGUUUUUUCAAGAAAACAGCCGAUGAAGGUACAAAUACGAGUAACAGCGUCUCCACAAGCCCUGCGAUGGAGCAGUCCCAGUCUUCAGGCACCACCUCCAGCACGUCAUCCAGCUCAGGUGGAUCAUCCGGGACAAGCAACAGUGGGAGAGCCAGGUCGGACCCCACGCACCAGCAUCGGCACAGCGGCGGGCACUUCACGGCCGCGGUCCAGGCCAUGGACUGCGAGACGCACAGUCCCCAGGUGCGUCAGCAGUUUCCAGCACCACUCGGCUGGUCAGGCACUGAAGCUCCUACACAGGUCACUGUUGAAAAUCAUCCCGUUCAAGAAACAACCUUUCACGUAGCCCCUCAGCAGAAUGCGUUGCAUCAUCACCAUGGAAACAGUUCCCAUCACCACCACCACCACCACCACCACCACCACCACCAUGGACAGCAAGCCUUGGGUAACCGGACCAGGCCAAGGGUCUACAAUUCUCCAACAAAUAGCUCCUCUACCCAGGAUUCUAUGGAGGUUGGCCACAGUCACCACUCCAUGACAUCUCUGUCUUCCUCAACGACUUCUUCCUCGACAUCUUCCUCCUCUACUGGUAAUCAAGGCAAUCAGGCCUACCAGAACCGCCCGGUGGCUGCUAAUACCUUGGACUUUGGACAGAAUGGAGCUAUGGACGUCAAUUUGACCGUCUACUCCAAUCCCCGCCAAGAGACUGGCAUAGCUGGACACCCAACAUACCAGUUUUCUGCUAACACAGGCCCUGCACAUUACAUGACUGAAGGACACCUGACAAUGAGGCAAGGGACUGACAGAGAAGAGUCCCCCAUGACAGGAGUUUGUGUGCAGCAGAGUCCUGUAGCUAGCUCGUGACUACAUUGAAACUUGAGUUUGUUUCUUGUGUGUUUUUAUAGAAGUGGUGUUUUUUUCCAAAAACAAAGUGCAAAGCUGCUUGAAUCAGAAGGAGAUUAACACACUGAACCGCUACAAGAGGGCAGAGCUUUUUUUUUUUUUUUUUAACUUGAAAAGAUUGAAAAGAUUGCAAAGGGACAAUGAAGUUUUUAAGAGCCAUGUCCAAACUCAUCUUCAUGGAUAGCUCAGAGGUAUCCUCUUUUUGCCUCCCCCAUUUAACUUGCCACCUCCCAGUCAUAGUGGGCUUUUUGUCUUUCUGUUCAACAAAAGUUAAAGUUCAGGUGUUGGUCUUGGUCAUUUGCCAACUGAUUUUAAGAAUAAAAAGGCACUGCACAUAAUUUGCAUAAAGGGCCCCACAAGGGUGGUUUUUCUUUUUCUUUCUCCCUCCCCCCUUUCUGCCUCCCCGCUUUUUGUUUGUUUCGUUUUGGGUGAGGGGGGAAUUGGGGUUUUUUAAGUCCUCUAAACACACUUGGGCACGGAAAUGCAGUACUGUAAGGAAGAGGGACCUCCAGCUCACACAGACAUCAUCUUCAGCUGUAUGAAAGGAACGAUUGUGUUGGCGUUUGUCAGGCACACUGAGCAUGCUAAGUGGCGAGGAUCAGGACUCUCCUGUCUGAACCUACUGAGGAGCAAAGCAGCGAUGGCACGGGAGCCUCGGACCUCCUGCGGGAGAGGCCGCAGGAGGGUGGACGGAACAUGACUGGUUUCCUAACCGAGGUGCACUGAGAAGCAAUCAACGGGUCAGUCGUGGCCAGUCCUGGGGAGGUCUGAGUGGUGGUCUUUGGGAUAACCUUUGGCCUUACGGAUCUGGACUCCACAUGAGAAGAGCCUACCAUUUCAGAUGCAAUCACUUGUGGACAUGCUUUUGCAGACAGUCCUUAAUGCUGAAAACACAGAGAAUGGGUAAUUCAAGAGGCCUUUCUUUUAAAAUAGACUUUUGUGACCCACUAAUUGUAAGGUAUUGCAAGGUCACUUUGCGUGUGUCAUAAAGUUGACUUCUUAUUGGUUGAAGGUCACAGAAGUAGUGGUUUGCUUUGAUGGAAAUAGCUACAGCUGUGUCCCUUCCUGCUUUUUACUUUUUCUUUUGCUUUUUUCUCGGCACGUGGUAUCUCCACCAUUUCUUCUGCACAAAGAUGUCUUCUGUUCAUCCUGAACAUUUUUAAAAAAUGCAGAAUUUUAUGUGACUGCUUUUUUGCCUCACAAUUAUGCUGUGAAUUUUACAAAAAUUUAUUUUCUUUUUUGAUAAUUUAUUGUACCAAAGCUGUUUUUAUAGCACAUAGAUGUCUGUAACCAAUAAUGUAGCAGUUCUGCACUUUGACACAAGGUGUAACUAGACCAUUUUUAAAUGUCAGUUGAAAAUUAUGGCUGUACUAUUGCUUAAACAAAACUGGAACUGUUGUUGAAUCCAUAGCCAAUACAUUUACAGCAGUCUGUGUACUGAACAUAGUAGGUUGACAUCCAACUCCAGAUCACAACAUCUGUCGCGAUCUCAGUGUGUUCAGGCUUCCGAAGGUAAAGAAAGGGACACUGGAUCCAGGCGCUGUGGAGCCCACAGUGGGUCCUAGACUCUUGACUACCCUGCGUGUGCGCUUGAACAGAGACCUUGCCCUUGCUCACAGUGCCAGGCCUGCAGCAGGAGCAGGAGCAGGAGCAGGAGGGAGCAGGCGAGCCCUGCGCGCGGCCUGACCUGACACGCGGGGUGGAGUGUAGCAAAAGGGUGCCUCGGUCCAAAAUGACGCUGCCUUAAAUGUAACUCGGUCCGGCAGUCGCCAAAUUUGUGUUCCCCUCUUAAAUUGACCAGUGUUAGGGUGUGAUGCUUUUGAGCGGUUGGAUUGGGAGAAUGAAGAUAGCAAAGUUUACCUGUCCCGGAUCAAAGAAGCCUAGAAAAGGAGCAGUAAUCUACCUCUGCCGAUAACCCUGUUCGAAACAGCAGCAGGACACCACAUGACUUUGCAUGGGUCAACUCCAUGUGGCUGGCUAGGUCAAUUUUCUGAACAAAAGCAGGUUUUUAUAUGUAAACAAUGAUGAGAGAAAGGCUUAAGACUAUGUAAAUGUGAAUGGAAACUCAGAAAUACCGUUUUUAUAAACCACAGAAUUUUGUUGUUAAUCAGGAGAUCCAUAUUUAUUUUGUAAUUAAAUGUCAAGCCUGUGGAUGAUUUUUUUAAACUUGGUAGUUCAUAAAGGUUUACAGUGAAUAAAAGGGUAUCAUCUUGAGUUUAGCAAUAUCAAAGGGAUUCAGUAGUUACUGCUGUUUAGGAAUAUGGAGCAUAAGGUUAAGAUACUCUGUGGGUCAGGGCAUUUUUUUUCUGUGCUGGUUGCCACAUCUUAGCAAGCACCAAAAAACUAAAGCAGUUUUUAAAACAAUAUUUACAUAAAGAAAAUCAUAAAAUCCAAUGCUUCUGCAUACUGUGUUAUGUUACAGUCCAGUUUUGUGUGCUUUACUACACAGUUUGGUUACAGGACUUCUGUGCAUUGUAAACAUAAACAGCAUGGAAAAGGUUAAAUACCUGUGUUCAGAUUGUAAGAUCUAGUCCGGACUUGCUGUGUAUAUUGUAACGUUAAAUGAAAAAAGAACCCCCUUUGUAUUAUAGUCAUGCGGUCUUAUGUAUGAUAAACAGUUGAAUAAUUUGUCCUCAGA